Heterostelium album PN500 is the source of this 1245-nucleotide messenger RNA. RefSeq lists its product as uncharacterized. The coding region runs from base 1 to 1245 and encodes 414 amino acids. NCBI's taxonomy places the organism in Eukaryota, Evosea, Eumycetozoa, Acytosteliales, Acytosteliaceae. The transcript is spliced from 2 exons. Gene Ontology annotation, cellular component: nucleus; cytoplasm. The record is from RefSeq and is a predicted model, not a curated record.
AUGACAGAUAGUAAUAAAAUACAUAAACCAUUGGUUACACUUGGUUUUCAAGAAACUGAUUUCGAUCAAGAUGAAUUGACAAGUGAUUUCUUUCCAAAUAAAGUUGGUGGUAAACCCGUAAGUAGUUGGUUAUCAUGGUUAGAUCUUGGUAAUCUACCAUUGAAUAGUGAUUUCAAGUGUGAUGUCUGUGAGGAGCAGAUGUCGUUUUUGUUGCAAUUCUACGCACCUUGGUCAGACCAUGCUAGAACCUAUCAUAGAAUGUUGUUUGUGUUUUGCUGUCAGAAAGCACGUUGUCACAGAUACAGAGUGUUCCGUUCACAACUGCCAAAGGUGAACGAUUACUAUGAGGCGGAUCAAGAGGAUCGUCGUUACGAAGAGGGUUUCGCAGUAUCAAAGACAAAGCAGGAUGCACGUCAACCACAAUGUACAUUCUGCGGGUGUGCAGCACCAACACGUUGUGGAAACUGUCGUCGUGUUCACUACUGUGGAAAAGAUCAUCAGUCGCGCGAUUGGGAACUUGGACAUCGUGAACAAUGCAAACAGAACAACCAUACACUCGCCAAGAGAAAAGCAGAGUUUCACUAUAAGGAAUUCCUCAUUGUCUGCGACGACAUUGAGCAGACUCCUGUCGUCCUGGUGACAAAUAAACAUACAAAUCAAGAUGGUGGACAAGAUGAUGGUGGACAUGAUGAAGAUGAAGUAGAAGAUGAUUAUGAAAGUGAAGAAGAAGAGGAUGGAGAAACAGCAUCGGCGGCACCAGGCAAAGAAUUGGCAUUGAGAGAAGGCGACUCUGGAAACGUGACAAUGGAUCACGAAGCAUUGGAAAACUAUCAAGAUUAUCUGGCAGAGACUGGCAAAGACAAUGAGUUCUCUGAGAAGACUUUCACCAAUUUGAAGGAUCGUCAACUGGCUAUCUUCAAACAGACUACAUCGAGCGAUCGCGAUCAAAUACUGCGGUACUGUCGUGACGUCAACUACCAAACACUCUGGGUAUCCGAGAAGAAUGUUCCAACUGACAGCGAUAUACCGUGCUGUCCAAAUUGCAAUGGCGAACGUUCUUUGGAAAUGCAAAUCCUACCGCAACUCCUCUAUUUCUUGGACAUCGAUUCCAAUCAAGUCUCUUCGAUUCACGACAUUGACUUUGGAAUACUCUCAAUCUACACCUGUAAGAACUCAUGUGAAUACGACAACAAAACAAAAGGAAUACAAGAGGAAUUCAUUUGGAAACAAGAUUUUACAAAAUAA